AUGGAUCAAAGAAUCUGUAUCAAAUUUUGUGUGAAAAACAAAAUUAAGUGCGCGGACGCAUUCCGAAUGUUGACUGUGGCAUAUGGUGAAGCUACCUUGGACCGAAGCAACGUUUAUCGGUGGUACAAAAUGUUCUUAGAGGGCCAAGAAAAUGUGAACGACGAAGAGCGUGUCAGACGCCCGAGCAUGUCAACAACAGGCGAAAACAUUGAUAAAGUGAAGAAAAUAGUAUUGGCCAGUCGUCGAAUCACUGCUAGAGAAGUUGCUGAGGACCUAAACAUAUCGAUUGGCUUGUGCCAUUCGAUUUUUACAAAUGAUUUUGGCAUGAGAUGGGUCGCCGCGAAAUUCGUACCA
Molecule: messenger RNA, 354 nt
Organism: Dinoponera quadriceps
Lineage: Eukaryota; Metazoa; Arthropoda; Insecta; Hymenoptera; Formicidae
Exons: 1
Source: RefSeq, a predicted model, not a curated record